This is a messenger RNA of Solenopsis invicta (red fire ant), 589 nucleotides long. It is a transcript of the gene Tfb5, whose product is annotated as general transcription factor IIH subunit 5. The transcript has 3 exons. NCBI's taxonomy places the organism in Eukaryota, Metazoa, Arthropoda, Insecta, Hymenoptera, Formicidae. Bases 115 to 336 code for a protein of 73 amino acids. The record is from RefSeq and is a predicted model, not a curated record. Gene Ontology annotation, cellular component: transcription factor TFIIH core complex; transcription factor TFIIH holo complex. Gene Ontology annotation, biological process: transcription by RNA polymerase II; nucleotide-excision repair, preincision complex assembly; nucleotide-excision repair.
CCUUUAUAGUAUAUAUUAUGGUUUUACCCCACGUGAUUUUUGCAACUGUUUGCAACGUUUGCGAAGGAUGCCGGUAAAAACAUCCACCGAUUUAAGGAGAGAUAAUUGCAAGACAUGGUAAAUGUGACAAAGGGCAUUUUAGUCGAAUGCGAUGCGGCUAUGAAACAGUUUCUCCUACAUUUGGACGAAACGUCUGCCCUCGGAAGAAAAUUUAUAAUUCAAGAUUUGGAUGAGAGACAUUUAUUUAUAUCUGCCGAUAUAUUGGAAACUUUGCAAACAAAAGUGGAUGAUUUGAUGGAUCAGAUAUCAUUUCCACUAGCAGAAAAGGGUAUAUAAAAAGAAAGAAUUCACCUUUGUUUUGAGAUAUAAUAUCACAAAUUUGAAAAAUGGCUCGAGAAUCUGGUAGAAUAAAAGACGCGUGUCAAAAGAGAAUUCUCGACGAUGCUGCGCGUAAGCGUAGACAAAAAAAGGCAUUGGAAGCAUUGGAGCAAGACAAUUUUCACGAUGAUCCACACGCCGACUUAGUGAUGAGCAAGAAAGUACCAAAAUUCCAAGAGACGCUAGACAACAGAAGUGGCAGUAGAAAAAA